Molecule: messenger RNA, 980 nt
Organism: Gaeumannomyces tritici R3-111a-1
Lineage: Eukaryota; Fungi; Ascomycota; Sordariomycetes; Magnaporthales; Magnaporthaceae
Exons: 1
Coding region: 231-734 (167 amino acids)
Source: RefSeq, a predicted model, not a curated record
AUGUGGGCAUCUGCCCGGACCGGAUGGUAUAUAAGCCCAUGAACUGGACUGCCCAGUUCUUGAUUCGGGAUUUCUCUUUACCACCAUCCCCUUUUCCUUUUGUUCUUGCUUUGGUUUGUUUUUUUACUUUCCUGAGCAUUUCCUUUUGUUAUUUCCUACUGUCAUCUUUCCAAACUUUUUUUCUAUCACACCAACAUUUGUUUUCGUCUUGACCUUCCAGCUCGCCCACCAUGCGUCUCAACGCCUUCCGCCUGCUGGCCUUUGUCGCCGUCGGGGCCAUCCCGUCGAUGGCCCUGCCGCUCGACCGGCCGUCUUUCGAUCUUGUCGCGCGGGACUUCCUGGCCCCCGGCCUCGCCGAGGCGCUCGCCGUCGCCAAGCGGGCCGAGGUGGUCGACGAAGCGGGCGCGCUGUACCCGCUGCCCCUGCCGCCCGGAAAAACCUCUGCGGAUAUGAACAAGCCCAAGCAGCCCAACUACAUGAAGGACACCGUUAGCUCUAAGAACAAGAAGACCACCAAGAAGGGCAAACGCUCCAACGAGGUUGAGGAGGCGGGCGCUCUUUACCCGCUGCCCCUGCCUCCCGGAAAAACCUCUGCGGAUAUGAACAAGCCCAAGCAGCCCAACUACAUGAAGGACACCGUUAGCUCCAAGAAUAAAAAGACCACCAAAAAGGGCAAGCGCUCGGCCAACGACGAGUCCGCCCCGGAGCUGGCGGCGAGGGACCUCGAGCAGUAGAGGGCGCCCGGACUGGAGGUGCGUCACCCGGAAAGGUCUGCGCUCCACAAUGGCAUCGCUGAGCCGUGGCACGCAUGCUUUGUCACGAAGGCCAGGGGGGGUAGGCGCCUCCGUCUUGGGUUUUUGUUGUUGUUUUUGGAGUCGGGUUCUGCGUCUUGUUUUUUUUCCUGCGGUGUAAGCAUGGUGUUUUUUGGGCACGCCGGCUAGGUAGCGUUUGUCUUUGCAGAAUAUACAAUGUUGGUGUUG